AUGGCGAAAUGGAGUGCGAUAGUAGUGAUAAUGAUGAUGGUGGUGAUUGCUGCGACGGUGACAGUACAAGUAGAAGCAAAACAAAGUUGGAUUCAAUGUUUUCGAGAGUGUUCGAAACCUUGUGCCGAUCACGACGGUGAUUGCUUUGAACGUUGUAAAGUCCAAUGCGGUGGCCCAAACCCUCCCCAUGGUCCUACUCCUCCUCCCCAUGGUCCUACUCCUCCUCCCCGUCGAAUCUCACGUGGGAUGGCAUCUAUGGAAGUUCGCGGAAGGAGAGAGUGA
Molecule: messenger RNA, 282 nt
Organism: Microthlaspi erraticum
Lineage: Eukaryota; Viridiplantae; Streptophyta; Magnoliopsida; Brassicales; Brassicaceae
Source: the annotation of a GenBank genome assembly